AUCUCAACAUAACAAAAAAUUCAAGUAGGAAAACCUCAGCAUCACCGGUUCUCGGAUUUCCCCGCGUGACAUGAGAUCGCAUCCUAGGCCGAACCGCUAAAAUUUGGCGCGAGAACACCCCCACUUUCGUCCGGGGCCGCCACGCCUCUCAAUUUUCCCGCGCCCCACCUUUUCUUCUUCUACUUCCCAUAUCAAGGAUUAGGGUUAGGGUUUCGAUCCGGCCCACAGUGGACCGACGAGAGAUGUACGGCAGCCAGUUCGAUGGCGGAGCCUCCCUCUUCUCCGGCGGCGGCUUCAUGCCUUCGCAGGCCACCCAAACCCCCGAAUCUUCCUUCUCCAAGAGUCGCGGCGCUCAGGGUGUUCUUCCGCUCACCGUGAAGCAGAUCAGCGAAGCCUAUCAUUCCAACGAUGACAAGUCCAAUUUCGUCGUUGAUGGGGUUGACGCCUCCAAUGUGAGGCUACGGGGACUCGUGAUGAAUAAGGUGGAGAAGGUUACUGAUGUCACCUUCACACUUGAUGAUGGCACGGGUCGGAUUGAGGUUCACAGAUGGGUAAAUGAGACUUCAGAUACAAAUGAAAUGGCUCUUAUUCAGAAUGGAAUGUAUGUCACUAUUAAUGGUAGCUUGAAAGGGUUCCAAGGCAAAAAGCAUGUCGUGGCCUUCUCUGUUCGACCUGUGAUUGACUUCAAUGAAAUCACACUACACUUCAUUGAGUGCAUUCAUGUACAUUUGGAGAACACCAGACCAAAGGUACUGGGUGGUGUCUCUGCUCAAGUACAGGCCAAUCCAAUUUCAGGAACAGUAACUCCACGGACACCUGUCUCAAAUCAGUUUUCAUCACGUUCAAGCUCAAGUGGAUCUGAGACUGAUUUCUACAAAUUGGUCUUGGAUGUUUUCCAGGAACCAGCAAACCUUGCCCGUGAACAUGGAUUACAUGUGGAAGAAGUUGCCCGGCUACUGGGCUUACCAAUGGAAAAGAUCAAGGAUGCUAUUGAUUACCAUGUUGAUGUUGGCCAUAUUUAUUCUACAAUUGAUGACAACCACUACAAGUCCGCAUGCAAUGGCUAAUGUGCGCCUGAUCCAUGUUUGCAUUCUUUAAUACAAAAUUCACUGUCACAAUCCUGUUGCCUAGUGUAAGUUCAGCAGUAUGAAGAUAAUAUUUUGCCUUGCUGUUGUGUCAGAAAGAACCCAUCUCUCAAGAAUGUAUGGAUCGUGUAUAGACUUUGCCGAAGGGAGGAGACCCAAGUCUGCCAAGGUUGUAAUUCCUUGAGAUAGAUUAAUUUUGAAUAAAGCAAACUAACUUAUUAAUGCUGUGAACCCUUGUGCUUUUUGAUU
Molecule: messenger RNA, 1334 nt
Organism: Elaeis guineensis (African oil palm)
Lineage: Eukaryota; Viridiplantae; Streptophyta; Magnoliopsida; Arecales; Arecaceae
Product: replication protein A 32 kDa subunit A
Biological process (GO): double-strand break repair via homologous recombination; nucleotide-excision repair; DNA replication
Cellular component (GO): DNA replication factor A complex; nucleus; site of double-strand break
Molecular function (GO): single-stranded DNA binding
Source: RefSeq, a predicted model, not a curated record